This is a messenger RNA of Saccostrea cuccullata (small rock oyster), 1703 nucleotides long. Its product is annotated as E3 ubiquitin-protein ligase TRIM45-like. The coding region runs from base 45 to 1424 and encodes 459 amino acids. NCBI's taxonomy places the organism in Eukaryota, Metazoa, Mollusca, Bivalvia, Ostreida, Ostreidae. Gene Ontology annotation, biological process: protein monoubiquitination. The transcript is spliced from 2 exons. Gene Ontology annotation, molecular function: ubiquitin protein ligase activity; zinc ion binding. The record is from RefSeq and is a predicted model, not a curated record.
GACAGGACGGCCACCAUUUCUGAAAUCAGUCACUAAAUCUUAAGAUGGACCCCCGUACAAGUACCCAAGACGUGAUGCGUUGUGACCUGUGUGAGACCGCUGUGGUACAAAUGCACUGUGAUACAUGUCUUGUCAACCUGUGUAAGGCCUGUGUGGGAGAACACAUCUCAACAGGUGAAUCCAAGGACCACAAGGUCGUCAAAUUUCAGGAUAGGAAUUCUACUCAUAUCUACCCUACAUGUACAACACAUGAUAAAAAACAAUGUGAAAUGUACUGUACACAAUGUGACAUUCCUGUCUGCAUCAGCUGUGUUGCUCUUAACCAACAUUUAGGCCAUGAAUUAUCAAAAAUCUUACAAGUUCUGAAUGAAAAAAAGGGCAUGAUUAUAAAGCAAAGAAAUGAAUUAAAUGAGACAAUUUAUCCCACCUACCAGGACAUUGCCUCUGAUGUACAAAACAGAAAGAGUCAGUUAGAAAAGGAAUAUGGAGAUCUCUCAACAGUCAUAACAAAACAUGGACAAGACUGGCACAGAGAAAUUGACAAACUUGUCAAGAAACUUAAAGCUGAAGUUGUUGAGAUGAAAAACACACAGUUACAAACUCUACAGAAACAUCUGGAUGAAAUAAACAAUAUAAUAUCUGACAUCAAGGAUGAAAUCAAUUCAAUGGAAACUGCGACAGACACCAAUGAUCUGUCAAAACUGUUUAGUGUCACAUCAAAUGUACACAUAUACAGAAAUCUCCCACACAAAAUUAUACCAUCUUUUCCCAAAUUCAUUCCAGGAAAAAUCCAAGGAGAAGAACGCAGGAAAAUGUUUGGAGCAUUAUCAUCAAGUUCUUUAACAUCAAAUAAACAUGGUUACAGCAUGAAGACAACACAGAAAUCACCAGAAGCUGGAUCCUCUCCUCCAGUCAAACAGCUGCUUGAUCAACCAGAAACUGUCACCAACAUAGACACUGGUUAUAAACAACUUUACAAUUUAGCCUGUUCAAGUGAUGAAGAAAUCUGGACAAGUGGAAAUGACAACACCAUGAAACUCUACAGUAUCAAUCAGGGAUCACAACUCAAGUCAAUCACUACCACUUCAGGUGAAACACCAUGGAAUAUAGCAGUGACAAAAAGUGGAUAUCUAUUUUAUACUGAUUACAGUGAAAAAACUGUGAACAUUGUGAAGAAUGAGAAGAUAGAGGAGGUGAUCAGACUACGGAACUGGAGACCUAAAGGUGUCUGUAGUGCCUCCUCUGGUGACCUCCUGGUUAUCAUGGACAGUGUUGAUUACAAACAAACAAAAGUUGUCCGUUACUCUGGCUCCACAGAAAAACACACCAUUCAGUUUGAUGAUAAAGUUAAACAUCUUUAUUCACUUUCUUCUCGUUUUCCAAGAUACAUUACUGAGAACAGGAACCUGGAUAUCUGUGUCUGACAUUGGAGCUAAAGCAGUAGUGGUGGUCAAUCAGGCCGGGAAACUGAGAUUCAGGUACACUGGACAUACGCCUGCUCCAAAGAACAAACGAUUCAAUCCACAAGGAAUCACCACAGACAGUCAGAGUCACAUCCUUACAGCUGAUUUUAACAAUGACUGUAUCCACAUUAUAGACCUGGAUGGAAAGUUUCUCUGUUACAUAGACUGUGGACUGAGUGGACCCUGGGGACUGUGUACAGAUACAAAUGACAAUAUGUAUGUUGCUCAAUGUAGAAUGAA